Messenger RNA from Rotaria sp. Silwood2, 1161 nucleotides. NCBI's taxonomy places the organism in Eukaryota, Metazoa, Rotifera, Eurotatoria, Philodinida, Philodinidae. The record is from the annotation of a GenBank genome assembly.
AUGUCGUUUAACUACUCAUCGAUUACUGACGUUGGUAUAUCUCCUGAUGAUCCUCUAUUUUGGCGUCUUCCAACGCCUGGUGAUUGCAAAACAAUACGAAUCAUUGGCAUAUUCUUAUGUCUUGCUGCUUAUACUGGUUUUAUUCUCAAUAGCUCUCUUCUCGCAAGUUUUAUUCGAUAUAAAGCACUACGUACACCACCCAAUAUUUUCAUUAUGUUUAUGUCGGGUAUUGGUAUUUUUGCUUGUUGCGCUAAUCUUCCACUAUCAGGUACUUCAUCAAUAUUUUGUUACUGGUUAUACAAUCGUGCAGGAUGUCAAAUAGAAGGUUUUGCUGCAUUUCUUUAUGGAUGUUCGAGUUGUUAUCUACUCUGCACAGUAAGCCUUAGUCGAUGUUACAUUGUUGUAAGACCAUUCAAUGCCAAAGAUGUUACUGUUAUGAAAUGCGUUGUUAUUGCAGUUGCAGCUAUAUUGAUUGCAGUCGUUAUAACUAUAUUACCAUUCGUUGGAUGGAAUGAAUAUACAUUGGAAGUUAGUAUAUUUUUAUCUUCUAAUUUUUCUGCUGAAUUAUUUGCCUUAGAACAUGUGGUAACGCGUACAUCAUGUUGUACGAAUUUAUAUGAUCGACGUUCUUCAUAUAUUUCGUAUAAUUUGUUUAUUUUUGUGGUUGUUUAUUGUCUACCGUUGGCUAUUCUUGUUACAACAAAUUCAAUUAUUUAUGUUGGACUUAAACGUAUGCGUGAAAAACUUGCACAUGGUGCCAAAACGGAAUUAAGUCAAAAACGAAUUGAAAUGGAACGACGUAUUCUGAAAAGUAUCAUAAUUACAGUAUUUGGCUUUGUUUUCUCCUGGACACCAUAUGCAGUAACAUUCUUCAUUUCGGCAUUCAGUGGAAAUAAUUAUAAUCCACCACUCAUGGCUACAUUUAUUUGUGCUUGCUUUGCUAAAACAUCUGUUAUGUGGAUUCCAUUUCUUUAUAUGAGUACAUCUACUCAAUUUCGAUUAAGUUUGGUCGAUACUGCCACAUUUGACAAGUUAUCUGCAACUACUACCGCUGCCGGAGAAGUAUCAAAAGCAGCCUCUGCAGCUCGUCAACUUGAAAAAAAAGCAGUAUCUCCCGACAAUGCUUCUGCUGACAAAGACAUUGCUACCAUUGGCAAGUAG